Molecule: messenger RNA, 408 nt
Organism: Sphaeroforma arctica JP610
Lineage: Eukaryota; Ichthyosporea; Ichthyophonida
Exons: 2
Coding region: 1-408 (135 amino acids)
Source: RefSeq, a predicted model, not a curated record
AUGACGAACGACACCUGGGCUCAACGGUUAGACCAGGUGCAGGACACCAUCCUGCCGACACUCCACCACAUUACCAAGAAGUGUACGGGCAAACUACCGAAAACGUUUGACCGCCUGUACGCUCAUGAUUUGGUGCAUUUCGACGAAGGUGACGUGAUAAUGACCCACCACUUAACGAUGAAUUGUGGACAGAAGGAGGAGUGUCGCCACAUUAUUAUACACCGUACUAAUGAUGAUACAGAGAAGUUGGAAUACUUGGUGAGAUGGCGCGAAAGCAACCCGACGUGGGAAACAGCGGAGGCUUUUGAUGAUGCCAACGAUAUCGCGGCCUACCACAAGGUCACGCAGACACUGAGAGACUACAGGUCCCAGAUCAGGUUUUACAGCAGCACAGACAUCGUCCGGUAG